GUCACGCUGAUUCGAUGGGCCCUUAGUGGGCUCUUCUUCCAUUAACCCGUUCUGUUUAUCUUUGUGCGCGCCGGUUGGAAAUAGAAAGUGCCGGUCAUCAUCAUCAUCGGCGACAAUGAACAUACUCACAUUGCUCGUUGAGGUCGCCGGUCUCUUGGCCACGAUCACCAUCGGAGCUAACGCAUUCUCCUAUUCUCGUUUCCGUCGCCGGAACCUCGCCAAGUUUCGCUCUCCAAUCGACGAAUCUAAAGAAGUUCUCGCCGAUUUCAAUUCCCACGAACACAAGGAGGGCAAAUUCUUCUUUGGGUUGGCUACUGCACCUGCUCAUGCGGAGGACGAUCUCAAUGAUGCUUGGCUCCAGUUUGCAAAAGAAACACCAUGCUCGGCAGAAGAUACUGCUGAUAAAAAAGCAUCGAGGACGAAGGUUAAGCUUGCCGUGGGAGCUAUAACGAAAGGGUUGCAGAAGAACACACAUGGCAAAGACAAUAAGUCUGCUGCAGAUAAGCCACCCACUAAAAAUGUAGCUGCGUGGCACAACGCUCCUCACGCUGAGGACAGGCUUAAAUUUUGGUCAGAUCCUGACAAAGAAGUGAAGCUAGCAAAAGAUACUGGCGUUACUGUCUUUAGGAUGGGAAUCGAUUGGUCUAGGAUCAUGCCAGAAGAGCCUACCAAAGGGCUUAAGGAAGCAGUUGACUAUGAGGCCCUCGAACACUAUAAAUGGAUACUUGGUAGAGUUCGUGCAAAUGGGAUGAAGGUGAUGCUAACGCUGUUUCAUCAUUCAUUGCCACCAUGGGCAGCUGAUUAUGGUGGCUGGAAAAUAGAGAAGACAGUCGACUACUUUAUGGACUUCACCAGGCUUGUUGUGGAUUCCAUGUUCGAUCUGGUAGACUCGUGGGUCACAUUUAAUGAACCCCAUGUCUUCACUAUGCUUACAUACAUGUGCGGAUCCUGGCCCGGUAAUGACCCUGAGUUUCUGGAGAUAGCUACAUCUACUCUACCAAUGGGUGUAUUCCACCGAGCCUUACAUUGGAUGGCUGUUGCUCACUCAAAGGCCUAUGACUACAUCCACGGGAAAUUUUCCUUGAGAAAACCUUUGGUUGGCGUUGCGCACCACGUCUCCUUUAUGCGGCCAUAUGGUCUCUUUGAUAUUGGGGCUGUUACUAUUAGUAACUCCCUCACUAUAUAUCCAUUUAUUGAUAGCAUUUGUAAGAAGUUGGAUUUCAUAGGCAUCAACUACUACGGACAGGAAGCAGUGUGUGGUGUCGGACUAAAGCUUGUCGAGACUGAUGAAUACAGUGAAUCUGGAAGAGGGGUAUAUCCUGAUGGUCUAUACCGCGUGUUGUUGAUGUUCCACGAGAAAUACAAACACCUGAAAGUUCCUUUCAUCGUCACUGAAAAUGGCGUGUCUGAUGAAACAGAUGUGAUUCGGCGGCCUUACCUGAUCGAGCAUCUCCUUGCCUUGUAUGCUGCAAUGCUCAAGGGUGUUCCGGUGCUUGGUUACAUAUUCUGGACUAUCUCCGACAACUGGGAAUGGGCUGAUGGAUACGGUCCAAAAUUUGGACUUGUUGCGGUUGACCGAGCCAAUGAUCUUGCUCGAACCCUUCGGCCAUCGUACCAUCUCUUUUCCAAGAUUGUGAAAAGCGGCAAAGUCACUCGUAAAGAUCGGACUCUUGCAUGGAACGAACUCCAAAAAGCUGCCAAAGCAGGAAAAGUACGGCCAUUCUACCGAGCCGUUGAUAAUCGUGGUCUAAUGUACGCAGAUGGACUCGACAAGCCUCAGUGGAGACCGUUUGUUGACCGUGACUGGCGGUUUGGUCACUACCAAGUGGAUGGUCUUCAAGACCCGCUGAGUCGCGUGGCUCGAGCCCUUCUCAUAUGGCCGCUUAUCAUGAGAAAGAAGAUAAGAAAAGUUAAGAUCAAGCACACCGAUGAUUCUGGGCUCGUUCUACGUCCCGCUUAUGCCUCACCCUUUGACUAAAUGACUAGAGCAAGAGAGUGGGGAAACCCAGGACACAGUCUCAUUUCCCUGUCUACGAUUUGCCAAAACCUUUGGCGCAAAUUGAGACGAUUCACCGUUUUGUUGUUAUGUAAUUUAAAUUAAGGCAAAAACGGCACGAUGUUGUAGCGUAUAGCCUCUCUGGAUGAGGCGCUGUUUUCGCCUACGCAUCCUUCGAUUUAUAUAGGUCUUGUCUUGGCCUCAGACAUUUGCUGGACGAAUGAAUCGCAAGCUUUAACCCAUCCAAUUUCCGGUUUAGAUUCUGUUUAACCAAAACG
Molecule: messenger RNA, 2274 nt
Organism: Thlaspi arvense
Lineage: Eukaryota; Viridiplantae; Streptophyta; Magnoliopsida; Brassicales; Brassicaceae
Source: the annotation of a GenBank genome assembly